CAUAAAAUGAUGCACUUCAAACGAAACCUGAGCUCCUUCAUACCUCUGGCUUUCGCCAUUGCUAAAUUAUUAUGCGGAGAGAGGAAAACUAAGGACAGCACGAUGUCGAUGUUGCUAGAUAGGGAAUCGAUAGAUUUGAUUCUAGUCCCUUUGGGGCUCGCUAUAAUGUUCAGUUACCAUCUUUUUCUCCUGUAUCGCAUCCUUCGAUUUCCUCACACAACCGUGGUUGGUUAUGAGAGCCAUAACCUAAGAGCGUGGGUCGAGCGAAUGCUUAAGGGAAGCCCGAACGAUAUAUCGAUUGCAUUACAAGUAAUAUCGAGCAACAUGUCAGAAUCGAGCAACCUCGCCUCAGUCUCCAUCGCCCUGAGCUCCCUAAUCGGUACAUGGAUCGGUAGCACGUCCAAAGUCUUCAUGACUCAGGUAAUCUACGGCGACACAAGCCAAUCCACUGCCUCCGUCAAAUACAUCUCUCUUCUGGUCUGCUUUUUAGUCGCUUUCACUUGUUUCAUCCACUCUGCUAAGUACUUCGUGCAAGCUGCGUAUUUAAUGAGUACCUUGGACUCAGAUGUGCCGGUUAGUUACGUGCAAACUGCGGUAUUGAGAGGGAGCAAUUUCUGGGCCUCCGGCCUUAGAGCGCUGUAUUUCGCGACUACACUGCUUAUGUGGAUAUUUGGGCCCAUACCGAUGUUUGUUUGCUCGGUUUUUAUGGUCCUAGUGCUGCGUUUUCUUGAUACAAAUUCGACUCCUUUGCACCGAUUUCAGUUUUAUACGGCGAAUAAAGAGGGAGAGGGGAGAGCAUCAAAUGGUAAAGCGUAUAGUAAUCACGUCCGUGUUCAGCCUCCUGCUACUGUCAGUUAAAUGAUUUUCUGCUCGGUUCAAUUCGUGAUAAUAAAAAAAUCCUGAUUAUUUUUAUAAAAACGGAUGGGGGGUGAAACUAUGCAAUUGUAUCGAUGAGCAAAGACGAAUAAAGCAAUACUUCGCUUCGUAAGCAAAUGAAUGGCAAGUAAUUUGGAUUAACUGGGAUUAAGACUUCGAGCACGUCCCCCCGAAAAAAAUUAACCAAGGGCAUUUUAGCCAUUGAGGGAUCAAAUUGUGUAAGGCCCGUGGGAUUUGCGCGCGGGACGUAUGAAAUUUUUCAAACAUUUGAGAAACUAAUAUGGAAUUAUUGGAGAUAUAAUGGACUAAUAUCAAAUAAACCUUACAAAGUCAGAGAAAUAGUCAGUGCACGUUAGAAUUAAUAUAAAACUAUAAUUUUCGAUCCUCAC
Asparagus officinalis (garden asparagus) is the source of this 1265-nucleotide messenger RNA. RefSeq lists its product as uncharacterized. The record is from RefSeq and is a predicted model, not a curated record. NCBI's taxonomy places the organism in Eukaryota, Viridiplantae, Streptophyta, Magnoliopsida, Asparagales, Asparagaceae. The transcript is spliced from 2 exons. Bases 7 to 858 code for a protein of 283 amino acids.